AUGAUGGCCUCAGCGGAGGAACUUGAGUUUUCUCUGGUGGGUCUGGAGGAGGAUCUGACCUGCAGCAUCUGUCUGAGCACCUUCAUCUGUCCGGUCACCAUCCCCUGUGGACACAACUUCUGCCGGGACUGCCUGCUGGCCACCUGGAAGGACUCCUACAGCUGCCCGCAGUGUCGGACCCUGUUCGCCACCAAACCCGAGCUGAAGAAGAACACGGUCCUCAGCACCGUGGUGGAGACCUUCAGGAUCCGGACCAACAAGAGCCAAUCCGUGGUUCUGGUGGAGGAGAGCCAACCCGAGGUGGAGGAGGAGAAGACGAAGGGUGUGAUCCGCUGUGACACCUGUAUGGAGGCCGAGGCGGCUCAGACCUGCCUCACCUGCAUGGCCUCCUUCUGCGAGGAGCACCUGCGGCCCCACCUGGAGAACCCCACCUUCCGCCUCCACCAGCUGAGCCAGCCCGGGGCGGAUUUCUCGGAGCGCGUGUGCGCCGAGCACCACAAGCUGAUGGAGCACUUCUGCUGCGCCCACAGCCGGCUCAUCUGCAGCCUGUGUCUGCAGCAGGUGCACAGGGGCUGCAGCUUCUCCGCCCCGGAGGAGCAGAGGAGCCGGAAGCAGACUGAAUUCAGAGAGAAGUUGGGUUUACUGGACGGGAAGAUCGAGAGGACGGAUUCUGUCGUGCUUCAGAUGGUCGAGCUGCAGAGCCAACUGAAGGACGCAGCGGAGAAAAAGAAGAUGUGCUUGGGUGAAAUAUAUCAGCAGAUGAGAGAACUGCUGGAGCAGGACGAGCGCGUCGCCCAGCAGGAGGUGAACUGUGAGCUGGAGGCCGCCCAGACCAAACUCCAAGACUUCAUGAUGAGGUUCACGAAGAACGGAGAGAGGAUGAAGACAGCCAGAGAGAAGGUCAACGCUCUGAUGAGUCAGGACCAAACUCCGGCUUUCUUACAGGCCUCCUUUGAGCUGCCGAAGGUGGUGAAGUUCGACCCGCACGUCCCUCGGAUCAACCUGGACUCCAAACAGGUGGCGGCGGUGCAGAGCUUCGCUGCCGCCAUGCAGGAGAGUCUGAUCCAGAUCCUCUCACGGCCGUUUGAGGACAGAGCGACGCUGCUGCAUAAACCUGAGGUGGACACGAAGACGGCUGCAUCUGGUGCAAAAGAAGAACCUGCAGCUCCUGAAAAUGUGACGCAUCGGCCUCAGUCGUCAACACCGAAGCAGAGCCGUCAGUCGAGGUCCAAAAGUCGUGGUCGUCCACCCGUGCAGCCCUUCAUCCAACCGAUGAAUUUUCCGUUUUACAUUCAUUCUCGGCCAGUGUUGAACCCCCAACAGUUCAGACCGGGCCAGUCUCAGGGAUUUUACGUGCCUUCUCCGCUUUUCACGGGACACAAAACAACUCAGAGCAACGGGCCUCCCAGUGCGCAAGGAGGACACAAACCAGACGCAAAAGGACCAGAUUCUGCCCCAAAAGGAAAUUCAGCUGGGCACAACCCACAUCCCAAGAAAAACAAGUAG
Messenger RNA from Nematolebias whitei (Rio pearlfish), 1506 nucleotides. Its product is annotated as E3 ubiquitin/ISG15 ligase TRIM25-like. The record is from RefSeq and is a predicted model, not a curated record. The transcript is spliced from 9 exons. NCBI's taxonomy places the organism in Eukaryota, Metazoa, Chordata, Actinopteri, Cyprinodontiformes, Rivulidae. Bases 1 to 1506 code for a protein of 501 amino acids. Gene Ontology annotation, molecular function: zinc ion binding.